AUGUCUAUUUGUUUAUGCAAAAGAUGGUUGAGAAAUAGCAAAGAUGAACAAUUACGAGUAGGUUCUAAGGUGUGGCAGAAGUUGAGGAUGCAUAGAGGCAGAGAUGCUGAUGAAUUAAUUUCACAAUUUUAUCAACAAAACUUUAGUAAACAAUAG
Messenger RNA from Dentiscutata heterogama, 156 nucleotides. NCBI's taxonomy places the organism in Eukaryota, Fungi, Glomeromycota, Glomeromycetes, Diversisporales, Gigasporaceae. The record is from the annotation of a GenBank genome assembly.